Molecule: messenger RNA, 720 nt
Organism: Aspergillus fumigatus Af293
Lineage: Eukaryota; Fungi; Ascomycota; Eurotiomycetes; Eurotiales; Aspergillaceae
Product: DUF1275 domain protein
Exons: 1
Coding region: 1-720 (239 amino acids)
Source: RefSeq, a predicted model, not a curated record
AUGGCACCCCUCUCUAGCAUCUGGGCGUACCUGAACGAGGACAUCGGCGAAGACCUCCUCCUCGAAUGCCAACUUCUCCUUCUCUCCUUCGCCACCGGCAUCCAAGACGCCGCGACAUGGCCCGACUACAGCUGCUUCGCCUCGAACCAGACCGGCAACACCCUCUUCCUCGCGAUCGGGGUCGCCGGCCUCGCCAACAAUGCCUACAGCUUCCCCAACAUCGGCAUGAGCCUGGGGAUGUUCAUCGCGGGGGGACUCCUCGUCGGCCAGCUGGGGAACCUGUUCGGAGUGCGCCGCCGCCUGUGGCUGUUGCUGAGUAGUGUUAUUCAGACGGUGCUGGUCGUAGCCGGGCUGGUUGUGCAGUAUACGCUACCGGUAAAGCAGGAGGGACCGGCCGCGUUGGGGGUCAUUGCGUGUUUGGCGUUCUCGUCGGGGGCGCAGGUGGCGAUGAGCCGGUCGCUGAAGAUCACAGAGAUCACAACGGCCAUGGCGACGGCGGCAUAUGUGGAUGUGGUGGUGGAUCCGGGACUGUUGAGGGUACAUAACCGGCCGCGCACUCGGCGGGUGCUGUUCCUGGUGAUGCUGACGGCGGGGUGUUUUGUCGGGGCGUUUGCGCAACGGGCAGUGGAUUCGUCCUUUGCGCUACUGUGGUGUGCGGUGGGGAAGGCUGUCGUGACGGUCUCGUUGCUGUGGAAUAAACGGCUGGAGAAGACAUGUUGA